Messenger RNA from Actinia tenebrosa (Australian red waratah sea anemone), 739 nucleotides. RefSeq lists its product as uncharacterized. Lineage: Eukaryota; Metazoa; Cnidaria; Anthozoa; Actiniaria; Actiniidae. The record is from RefSeq and is a predicted model, not a curated record.
CGUCACCGGCGUUCUACCCAAGAAGCGAACAAGAUAAGAGGCGUGCAGGAUUUGGUUUUAAGCAUUUCUCUGACUUCUGUGGAUUUUCUUCAUUAAAAAUGGCAGAAGAGAACAAGACCACUACUCCUUGUCGAGUUAUUCUUAUUCCUGUAGAUGCCAGUAGCCAUUCAGAGGCAGCUUUUGACUGGUAUUUGUCCAACAUUCGCCAUGAUAAUGAUCAUGUUAUAAUUGGCCAUUGCCAUGAAAUUCACCAGCCUGUGAUGCCACAUGCUAUGGAUACUGAUGAGUGGGCAAAGACUGUAGGAGUACAUGAAGAAAAGCUAAAAGCCCUGGAGGAGAAAUAUUCCAAAAAGGCUCAAACAGCUAAGCUUUCAGCUAAAAUCCUCAUCAAAGGAGGAAAGCCAGGGGAGGCUAUCUGUGAGCUUGCAAAAGAGGAGCAUGCACAGAUCAUUGUCAUGGGAUCAAGAGGUCUAGGGGCAUUACGCCGCACUUUCCUUGGAAGUGUUAGUGAUUAUGUUCUUCAUCAUGCUCAUAUUCCAGUGAUAAUCUUCCCUAAGAAAUAAAAUACAAUACUACGAAAAUUCUCUUUAAGCACAAUAUACAUUCUCAUGAAUACUUCAUUUCAGCAGUUUUCUUGGUUAGGGCUGUUUUUCGUGUAUUGUAAUCAUUCAAAUGAUCCCUCUCUUUUGUAGUCAGUUUCUUGAUUUCUCAAAAACAACGAAUAAAAGUGUCAAACACA